Molecule: messenger RNA, 1205 nt
Organism: Eremomyces bilateralis CBS 781.70
Lineage: Eukaryota; Fungi; Ascomycota; Dothideomycetes; Eremomycetales; Eremomycetaceae
Exons: 1
Coding region: 428-1066 (212 amino acids)
Source: RefSeq, a predicted model, not a curated record
GGUUGAAGAGUUAGUUCCCUUUAUACGCCCUUGUUGGACAGAAGCAUGGAAUCGCCAAUGGAAGGAAUGUCAUUCGAGGAUUAGGCAUUGAGCCAAGCCAUUCAUCAAUUGAUGCGGCAUUUCAUGCGCUUUCCACUGAGGGAUUGACUCGCCCCUGGAAGUUGAGAUCUUAAUGAUCAGCCUUCCUCAAUUCAAUCCAUUCAUUAACUGUCCCCAUCCACAGAAUCGCAAACAACGUGACAUCGUGCAGGAUGUGAGCAUCCUCCAGCAAUCGUUUGCCUGCCUGCAAUCAGUCCAAAGUACCUUUACUAUGUACACGAGGACACCCUGGUUACCACCCUCCGCUUCAUCAUCACCCCCCCUCCCCGGGGGUCACGUUCCUGUUUGUUACCUUGAAUCUGGAAGGGUGGGGUGAAUAUGAGGAGAAAUGGUCACGCCCUGCACCUUUCUUGUUCUUCUGAUCGACACAUCCCGGAUGGUCUCCCGGGAAUCAGUCACAAGGAUGGGGUGGUCGCGGGUUGAUGAAGAACCUAGCGCAGGAGCAACGCAUGACGGGAGCCCUCGUUGCGACCCGAUCGCUGAUGGCUGCAGAGUGGCUUGCUUGCGACAGGUCCUAGCCGUCAGGUGUGGAUGGUGGUGUUAUGGUGCGACGACUUCGACGCAUCGGAGAUUGGGGCAAUUACACUUUCCAGGACUUGGAUGGUGGCGAUGCGUAAGAAACAUACGAUCUUUGGAGAUGGAUGAUGAUGGACAUGCAUAUAGUUUAGUUUGUACCACUCUUGGCCCCAUGAUGGAGGCUGUGAGCAUUCCUACUGACGAUCAAGUAAUAAUACUCCGUAUCAAUUCGGAUACAAUGGAACGGGAGUCGGGAGGGGUUGCCGAUCAUUCGGAAGGGUUUAAUACCCCUUGUCUCCCGUUCGGAGGUCCGAUUUCCGAAUUCUCGCGAUGCUUCCCGCCGCCCUUCAUCCUUGACGGCUUCAAUGCUUUCAAUGCAGGCUUCAAUGCAAGUCAAUCCGGCUUUAUUCUAACCUCCAUCCAUCCCUCCUGGUAUCUGGUGAAUUUGUGAGUUGGUAAUUGUGUGAAAUCUGCUCCAUAAGUACGUAGGUAUUGAGAUGAUAGAAGUACUUCCUUUCACUCAACCAAAUCCAACACUGUCCUUCCCACAGGGCCCUAAUUCCCAUACUGGGAACGGAAUACUUCCGUCC